Messenger RNA from Dermacentor albipictus, 1314 nucleotides. RefSeq lists its product as uncharacterized. NCBI's taxonomy places the organism in Eukaryota, Metazoa, Arthropoda, Arachnida, Ixodida, Ixodidae. The record is from RefSeq and is a predicted model, not a curated record.
AUGCCUAAGCCUGAGGUUCCCCAGGACGAGCAGACGUCCGCGCCAGACUCCCCCAGUGGUGUCAAAACACCUCGCUCGGACGGCUCAAAUGUGUCAGUCUUCUCUGAUGAAGGAGACGCGGCGGGGCGCAUUGAAGAGUUGCGGGACCAGCUGCAGCAGGCGAGGCGCCUUCCUGGAGAUACGCUCGCGGCUCCACCGCCUCCUCCUUGUCAGCCCAGGACACACGCGGCUGCCGCGCAUCUUGGUAUGCAGGCUGCUCCGCUCACGACCCGGCAGUCCCGAAUCAGGACCCCUGCAGCGGUUCUACAAACGGACCCGGACCCGACGAUACCUCCUCCACGGCCCGAUGUAAUCAGGUCUAUUGCAGAUCUUCAGUCGAGCUGCAGUCAAGUGGACUGCACUAUGCUUAUGAAACCGGACGUAAAGUCAUACCUACUGGAGACCCCCGGUCACAUGUACGGAAACACAGAAAAAUUGUUCGAUGAGCUUGUUCGCAAGGAUCAACUGAAAUACUUGCUGACGCAAAACCUUAGCCAAGAUGACGCCGAAAACCUCUUCGGGUCCAUACGUGCACGAGGUGGUCAUAACAACAACCCAACCGCUGCGCAGUUCAAGGCUGCAUACAAGCGUUUGUUGGUUCAGACAGAAGUAACUUCAUCAAUCUCUGGAAACUGCUCCCAAGACAUAGUCUCAAUUCUAAAUCCAACAACUACAGGAGCUUUGGUAGGUGAAAGCAGCAUGCUUACUGAUAUGCGCAGGUCAUCAAUCCUGCAGGCCGACGACCACAACUAUACCCAUCGCAUUGGCUGCCCAGAAAGCUUGUCAGCUUUUGUCGGUGCUGUAGUGCCGUACAUUGCAGGUUUCGUCGUGCAGAAAGUUCGUUCAACGGUAACAUGUGAACUGUGCAUCGCAGCCCUGCCCUCGGAUGAACUGGCACCUUUAAUUAGGCAAAAGAGCCGAGGUGGACUCAUUUCAGCGUCACAAGACGUCGUUGGCCUGUGUGAAGCAGUUGAAAAGGGGCUGCGAUGGCUACAGGCAGAAUAUUAUACUAUUAAAAUGGUGACGGUAAGAUCAAAACACCUCAUCCUUGAAGUCCUGGGCACCUGCACAGAGAAAAACUGGUUCCAGAAACUGGAGGACCACAUCCUUGAUCUUGAUCCACUUGAUAACCAUAUUUAUAUUUUGUGCAAAAAAAUCGCUGAAAAAUAUAUAAAAGUGACAAUACACCACAUGACGAAAGAACGAAACCGUGAACUGAUCAAAAACAAAGUGAGACCACUUUUGUCGAGGGUGAUUAUUUUCAAUCACCAGUAG